CGGGCGCUUUGAAGUAGUCCAGCCAAUCACAGCCACCCACGACCGGUGGUUGGCGUAUGUCUGCUGCUGUGCUGUAACUGGGACAGGGCACAUGGAACUGUUGGUGACAGCGUAACAUGGGUUUGUGGCAUUUAACGACACAGGAUUUGUUGGACUCAAAUUAAACCAUGGUUUCCAUUGAACAUGCAGCACAUAAAAUACUGACUUACAUCCCAUAUGUUUUUGUUUUGAUGGACUUGAGAUAUGAAGGAGUGAACUGUGGAAGGGAUGGGAGCGUAGACAAUCACAUGGAGAUGGGGAAGAAACUGCUCGCUGCUGGCCAGCUAGCCGAUGCCCUCUCUCAUUUCCAUGCUGCUGUGGACGGAGAUCCCAAGAAUUACAUGGCCUACUACAGGAGAGCUACAGUGUUUUUAGCAAUGGGGAAGUCAAAGUCUGCACUGCCUGAUUUGAGCAGAGUCAUUGAACUCAAACCAGACUUCACAUUUGCACGGCUUCAGAGAGGAAAUCUCCUUCUGAAGCAGGGGAAACUCGAUGAAGCAGAGAGUGACUUCAAGAAUGUGCUGAGGUCCAACCCCAGCGACAAAGAAGAGAGGGAAGCCCAGAGUCAGCUGACAAAGUCGGAUGAAAUUCAGCGACUGGUGGCUCAGGCACGCAGCAGCUUCAGCAGCCGGGACUAUUUGACCGCUGCCGCUCAGCUUGACACAGUCAUUGAGACUUGUGUUUGGGACGCGACUUCUCGUGAGAUGCGAGCUGAGUGUUUCAUUCAAAUGGGAGAGAUGGGGAAGGCCAUCAGUGACCUCAAAGUUGCAUCCAAGUUAAAGAGUGACAAUACCCAGGCUUUCUACAAACUCAGCACCAUCUACUAUAACCUUGGAGACCAUGAAAUGUCCCUCAAUGAAGUACGUGAGUGCCUGAAGCUGGAUCCUGAUCACAAGCAGUGUUACAGCCAUUACAAGCAGGUCAAGAAGCUCAACAAACAGAUCAAGUCUGCAGAAGAACUCAUCCAAGAGCAGAAGUAUGAAGACGCAGUGAGUAAAUACGAGGCAGUGAUGAAAACUGAACCCAACGUACACCACUUCUCUCUCCUUGCCAAGGAGCGCAUCUGCCAUGCACUGGCACAGGGUCAGCAGGCUAGCAGAGCUAUCUCAGUGUGUAGCGAGGUCCUCCAGUCGAACCCGGAGAAUGUUAAUGUGCUCAAGGACAGAGCUGAGGCCUACAUCCAAGAGGAACAGUAUGAGGAAGCUAUUCAGGACUAUGAGGCGGCAGGCAAACACAGCGAGAAUGACCGUCAGAUAAAAGAAGGCUUGGAGAGAGCUCAGCGACUUCUCAAACAGUCUCAGAAGAGAGAUUAUUAUAAGAUCCUGGGAGUGAAGAGAACUGCCCAGAAGAAGGAGAUUAUCAAAGCCUACAGAAAACUGGCACAACAGUGGCAUCCGGACAACUUCCAGGAUCCGGUGGAAAAGAAGAAAGCAGAGAAGAAGUUCAUAGACAUCGCUCAGGCUAAAGAGGUUCUUACUGAUCCAGAGAUGAGAACCAAGUUCGACCAGGGGGAGGACCCCAUGGAUCCGGAGAGCCAGCAGGGUCACCACCAUCAACACUUCCAUGGAGGUUUCCAUGGCUUCCAGGGUUUCAAUCCUUUUGGUUCAGGACCCUUCAACUUUAAAUUCAACUUCAACUGAGAAGCCUCAUAUCCAGCUCAGCUGGAGUGGAGUUUUGUGUUUUCCUCCCUAGUUAAAAGGGAGAGUACUGGCAUGAAGAAUGCCACCACAUCCUCAUAACACUCACAAAAAUGUGGAGUGAACUGUGACUUUAAUCUGCUGAACUUAAUUACAGACCCAUCCUUGUUGUUGAAUAAUACAACUCUGGAAUUCCACUUGGGGAGGGCCUGUCGCUAUGCUAAAUAUCUAUGUGUGAAGCAGCUUUUAUCUGUUAAGAGCAAGCAGUUAAUUCUGACUCUUCUAUCCUUUCACUGUUUUGUACACUAAUUCACACCCAUUCAUAGGAUUAUAUUUGUACAGAGGUACAGUACUAUUUUUAUAUGAAUGGAGUUUUUCUGAACUGUAAAUAAAGAGCUA
Messenger RNA from Monopterus albus (swamp eel), 2075 nucleotides. It is a transcript of the gene dnajc3a, whose product is annotated as DnaJ (Hsp40) homolog, subfamily C, member 3a. Bases 168 to 1679 code for a protein of 503 amino acids. Gene Ontology annotation, biological process: protein folding in endoplasmic reticulum. Gene Ontology annotation, molecular function: protein-folding chaperone binding; misfolded protein binding. The transcript is spliced from 12 exons. Gene Ontology annotation, cellular component: endoplasmic reticulum. The record is from RefSeq and is a predicted model, not a curated record. Lineage: Eukaryota; Metazoa; Chordata; Actinopteri; Synbranchiformes; Synbranchidae.